Messenger RNA from Scatophagus argus, 4250 nucleotides. It is a transcript of the gene map4k5, whose product is annotated as mitogen-activated protein kinase kinase kinase kinase 5. Lineage: Eukaryota; Metazoa; Chordata; Actinopteri; Scatophagidae. Gene Ontology annotation, molecular function: ATP binding; MAP kinase kinase kinase kinase activity. The coding region runs from base 564 to 3266 and encodes 900 amino acids. The transcript has 35 exons. The record is from RefSeq and is a predicted model, not a curated record. Gene Ontology annotation, biological process: protein phosphorylation.
CUUGAAUGCAGCAACGGGAUCCAGUAACAGCGACUCCAGAGAGAUUAGCAACAGACUGUCGCUUUUUUCGGGUGAUCGUCUGUGGAGUGUAUUUAACAGUAAUAGUUGACCUGUUAAUGUAGUUUACUGCUGAUAUUUUACACAUGAGUCCGAGGCUUCUAUAAAUCCGUUAGCAGGGGAACAUGACAUGUCAUCGGCUAAACUUAAUGCUGGAAUUCUUUAACUCGGCUGUAACGUCUGUGCUGCCGUUGCACUGAAGGAGAAGACGGGGUGAACGGCAACAGCCAACUGAAGUUUAUCACUCUUUCCUCGACAACAAAGGGGACUCUUUUCUUUUUGUGCGAUUAUUCGACGCCAUCGUAUGGUUCAAGGUCUCGGAAAGAUUUUGAAAUGCAAGGUGUACUAAUCAACGGGGUGUGCAUUGUAAAAGGACGUGGAUCACGGAGGAGAACCGUCUGAGUGACAUUGAUCAAGUGAUAUUCAGGACCUUCGCCUCGUCAAACCGCCGGCCUCAGAUUUGAUUAGGCCAACUAAAUGUAAAGGACAGCUUGGAUCAAGGCAGCAUGGACAUCUUUCCCCGGCCAAGCGGUGAAAUCCAGAGGAGGAACCCCCAGCAUGACUUUGAGCUCAUCCAGAGGGUGGGAAGUGGCACAUAUGGAGACGUGUACAAGGCUCGAAACAUAAAAACCGGGGAGCUCGCUGCUGUGAAGAUCAUAAAAUUGGAGCCAGGGGAUGACUUUUCCAUCAUACAGCAGGAAAUCUUCAUGGUGAAGGAAUGCAUGCACCACAAUAUUGUGGCCUACUUUGGGAGCUACCUCUGUCGAGAGAAGCUUUGGAUAUGUAUGGAGUACUGUGGAGGAGGAUCUCUGCAGGACAUUUAUCAUGUGACGGGACCACUCUCAGAGCUUCAGAUAGCAUAUGUCUGCAGGGAGACCUUACAGGGUUUGGGAUACCUGCACAUCAAGGGCAAGAUGCACCGCGACAUCAAGGGUGCCAACAUACUUCUUACAGACAACGGAGAUGUGAAGUUAGCUGACUUUGGAGUUGCAGCCAAAAUAACCGCCACCAUCGCUAAAAGAAAGUCCUUCAUUGGAACGCCUUAUUGGAUGGCUCCAGAGGUAGCAGCAGUGGAGAAGAACGGUGGCUACAACCAGCUGUGUGAUAUCUGGGCUGUUGGCAUCACAUCCAUAGAGCUGGCUGAGCUGCAGCCUCCAAUGUUUGACUUGCAUCCAAUGAGAGCUCUGUUUUUGAUGUCGAAGAGCAGCUUCCAGCCUCCGAAGCUAAAAGACAAAAACAAGUGGUCCACGGCCUUCCAUAACUUCGUCAAAGUGUCUCUCACAAAGAACCCAAAGAAGAGGCCCACUGCGGAAAAGCUUCUGUCGCACGUGUUCGUGGCCCAGACGGGUCUGACGAGGAGGCUCGCUCUUGACCUCCUAGAUAAGAUGAACAACCCAGACAACCACCAGCAUUACAGUGAGGUGGACGAUGAUGACCUCGAGCCCCUCUCUGCCGUCAGACACACCAUCCGCUCCACCAACAAGCAUGCCAGAGCUGAGAGGACGCGGUCAGAGAUUGACUCAAACAAUGGGACAGACCACGGAGGGCCAUGUUCAAGUCCUAGCUUCACUGAGGGACACAGGGGGGACGCAGUCGAUAAGCUGCAGUUCAAACCACCUCUCCGGAAGGAAACUGAAGCUCAUUCUGAAAUGGAUGUGGGUAAAGAUAAUGACUUCUCUUCUGCCUGGAGUCCGUUUGCAGAGGGAGGAAUAACAGCCAGGGGACACAUUGCCCACCUUGAAAACGCCUUUGAAGAAGUGGAACUGUCAACCCUCAAGCCAGGGGUUCCUCCUCCUCUGCCCCCAAAACCACGGUUAAACAGCUCAUCAGAGGAGAUUGGCCUUAAUGAUGAGAGGUCUCUGACGGUUCGGAGGUUCCCCAACUCUGAGAACGGACCGAGCCAGGUGGCUCGCAGACAGAGCACACCUGAGCAGGGCAACAAGGGAGAGCACUCGUCUCCAGAGUUCCUGUCUGUCAGCGUCAGCAGCCCCGGCCUUUUGUCUCACGCUUCUGAUCCUGAUAACGAUUCGGACGACAGUGUGAAUGGAGGCAGUCCCAAACCGCCACCCGGCCGACAGCAACGGAAGGAGAAGAAGGAAUUCCCUAAACCAGCCAUCAAUGGUCUGCCUCCCACCCCUAAAGUACUGAUGGGAGCCUGUUUCUCUAAAGUGUUUGAUGGCUGUCCACUGAAGAUCAACUGUGCCACAUCAUGGAUUCAUCCAGACACCAAAGAUCAGUACCUGAUCUUUGGGACGGAGGAUGGCAUCUAUACGCUGAACCUUAAUGAGCUGCAUGAAGCCACAAUGGAGCAGCUGUUCCCGAGGAAGUGCACAUGGCUGUACAUUAUCAACAACAACUUGAUGUCUCUAUCUGAAGGGAAAACCUUCCAGCUGUACUCCCACAAUCUCAUCGGGCUGUUCGAGCAGCUGAAGAAGCCCGGUCUGGCUGCUCAGUUCCAGACUCACCGUUUCCCAGACAGAAUUUUACCCAGGAGGUUUGCCUUGACAACUAAGAUCCCCGACACAAAGGGCUGUCACAAGUGCUGCAUUGUGAGAAAUCCGUAUACAGGCCACAAGUAUUUGUGUGGAGCUCUGCAGUCUGGGAUUGUCCUGUUGCAGUGGUAUGAGCCCAUGCAGAGGUUUAUGCUCAUCAAGCACUUUGACUUCCCUCUGCCCAGCCCACUGAAGGUGUUUGAGAUGCUGGUGGUCCCCGAGCAGGAGUAUCCUCUGGUGUGUGUGGCCAUCAGCCAGGGCUCAGAGCCGGGCCAGGUGGUCCGCUUUGAGACCAUCAACCUCAACUCCUGCUCCUCCUGGUUCACAGAGAUGGGAACAAGUAAUCAGCAGGUGGAUGCAAUCCACGUCACCCAGCUGGAGAGAGACACUGUGUUGGUGUGUUUGGACCAAAAUUUGAAGAUUGUUAAUCUCCAGGGCAGACUGAAGUCCAACAAGAAGUUGGCUUCUGAGCUCAGUUUUGACUUCUGCAUCGAAUCUGUUGUGUGCCUUCAGGACAGCGUCCUGGCCUUCUGGAAACACGGCAUGCAGGGAAAGAGCUUCAAGUCUAAUGAGGUGACCCAGGAGAUUUCUGAUCCAAGCAGAGUCUUCCACCUCCUUGGAUCUGACAGGGUGGUGGUCCUGGAGAGCCGACCCACAGACAACCCAACGGCCCUGAGCAACCUCUACAUUUUGGCAGGUCACGAGAACAGUUACUGAGCCUCUCCAAGAGCUGGGACAGUUCUUAGGAAAGCGGAGAAGAAGCCUCGCUUUUGGGAGAAAACUCCAGACUUUGACUCAAGGCUCUUUGUGUCAAGGGAAACGUCUGGUUUCAGUCAGUUUUUUGUUACUGAUCACGGGAUUGACAGGUCAGUACCAUUAAAAAAAAAACAACAACAACAAAAACGAGCCUCUUGAGUCCGGAUUCAUGAGUAGCCUUAACACCAGCGAAAACGUUCACUGUGCUCAUCGCGACACAACCAGGAAGCUGUCAUGAGCACAAUGUGGGGAAACCACAAAAUCUCAAAUGAACAUUAUUAUCCCAAACUUUUCUCACUUUUCUGUACUGAGGACUGAGUUACAAACAAGUUAUGUAGAGGUAUUAUUGACAAAAAGUGCCAUUAAAAUUCCCAAGAAUUUGUGAUUGUAUUAGCAAGCGAUGGGAGAUUUAUCGUGUUAUCGUCUGUAACGUGUCGCUCAUAAUCACUGCCGGUGGCAAACGUUAUUAAGCUUGAGAGGAGAUUUUACAAGCUCUGUAGGCAAACUAACAGAUCAGUUUAUAAACGGAAACCCACGAGCACUGUGGGCUAUUAAAGCAAUAUUUAUUAAUCUCACGUUAAAUAAUCGGGUGUGUUUGAUUUACAGACCCUGUUAACAGGCAGCGACUGUACAGUCCUGCUGUGUGAGGAUUAACUACCUAGUGAACAGUUCGGCUGUGUAAUAUAGUCGCAUCUCUCCUGCUCUGCAGCAUUUUUAGACGUUGGAUAUAAUGUAAAUUUUUUUUCUUUACCUUCCUCUUUUAUAGAUCUUUUACUUCUUAUUAUUUGCACCAUGUAAGCACUUUUGUACAUUUUCUUUUUUAUUUAAAAUAAAAUGACAAAAUGAGGGACGAUGCUAGGUUCUGUUAACAUCUUUGCAUUCCCUUCGCAAAAUGUUUAAUGUAUGCUGUUUUUGUAAUAAAAACAAAAGCUGUUGUUAACAAGA